CAUAAACCUCUAAAAUUUUGUUAUCUGCAAAACCCUCGAAAGAAAGAGUGAGAAUGAGGCGGAAUCACGCUGCCAUGAUUUUGGGAAGAAUUGUCUCCAAUUCUUCUUUCAAUUCCUCCACUUCUCUACAUUAUCAAUCAUUUCUUGUAAAACCCAGAUUCAAUUUUGGUAAUGUCAGCUGCCAAAUUAGAUACUUCUACGCCAAACCCAGAUUCGAUUUCGGAUCUAUGCGUGAUGCGGAUGAAGCCAUCGCUCUAUUUCGGGAGAUGAUGAGAACGAAGCCGCUUCCUUCUGUUAUUGAUUUCAGGAAAUUGCUGAGUGCUGUGGUCAAGAUGAAACAAUACUCUCUCGCCCUUCAUCUGUUCGACGAAAUGCUUCAAAGAAAUGCUCCUGUAGAUCACUAUACGUUGAGUAUUGCGAUUGAUUGCUACUGCCGACAGAAAAGACCUGAUUUUGGGUUUGCGAUCUUAGGCAUUUUUUUCAAGCGUGGGUACGAUCCUGAUGUUGUAACCUUUACCACUCUCAUUAAAGGGUUAUUGUUGGUUGGAAGGAUCCCAGAGGCAACUAAAGUGUUGUGGAAGCUGUUGGUCUACCGAUUAUGCGAGCCCAAUGAACAGACAUAUAGUACUAUGAUUAAUGGGAUAUGCAAAGCUGGAGGUACUCUCCAUGCGUUGGAAUUGCUCUGCUUAUUGGAAAAAGAAAAGGGAAUCUGCAAACCCGAUGUGUUUGCUUACAAUGCAGUCAUUGAUGGUCUAUGCAAGGAUGGAAAGUUGGACGAUGCUCUCCAACUCUUCUCCACCUUGGGUGAUAAGGGGAUUUCACCGACUGUCGUGACAUAUAAUUCAAUAAUUGAGGGGUCCAACAAAAAAAGAAGAAGGGAUGAGGCUGAAGACAUUUUGAAGAAGAUGAUAGCUAAUGAGGUGUGCCCAAUUGUGGUGACAUGUAAUAUCUUUGCGGAUGCUUGGUGCAGAGAUGGAAUGGUUGAAGAGGCCGAACAUAUGUUGGUGGUUAUGAAGGAGAUUGAUGUUCAACCCGAUAUUGCCACAUACAAUGCAUUGAUAAACGGAUAUUGUUUGCAAGGAAAAAUGGACGAAGCCAAACGCAUUUUGCAAUUGGCAGUGAAUUUUGGAAUCAAGCCCAAUAUCAUAAGCUACACUAGCUUGAUGAAUGGGUAUUACAAAAUGGGGCAAGUUGAUGAAGUUUCACAUCUUUUUACGAUAAUUCCCUACAAAAGGUUAGAGCACGAUGUGGUUUCUUAUAACAUAAUGCUACAGGCCUUAUUUCGUGUAGGUAAAUGUGAAGAUGGCUUGAAGCUGUUCAAUGAGAUGGAAGCUCUACAAGUGUCUCCUGAUAUAAAGACUUACAGUGUUUUGCUAGAUGGUUUGUGCGGAGCUCAUCGUAUUGCUGAUGCAUUUUUGGUGUUGCAUACCAUGGAAGAUAAAGGCAUCGUUCCAAACAUAGUAACAUACAAUAUUCUCAUUCAUGGAUUAUGCAUUGAUAAUAAAGUUAGACAAGCGAAGGAUCUUUUCGACGAGCUUCCAUCCAAAGGUUUGCAGCCUAACGUCAUAACAUAUAAUAUUCUCAUUAGUGCACUAUGCAAAGAAGGGCAGAUAGAGGAGGCCAAGGAUUUGAUGACACAAAUGGCAAACAACGGUUGCUUGCCUAACAGUGUGACAUACAAUGUUUUUGUUCAAGGUCUUCUCAAAUGGAACAAGACAUGUGAUGCAAUUCCACUGUUGGAAAAGAUGGAUGCAAGUGGUUUCACACUUGACGAAACUACUUUUUCCAUGUUGAUUGAAUAUGUGGUAAGGGAAGGUAGAGAUAGUGUUUUAUUUGAUAAGGUUAAGAAACUUGUACCAAAGGACCUCUUUUCUAGAUAGGUGUUAUGUUGUGUUAGAAGUUGAAGAAUUGUUUUACCAAAGACUUAAGGGAAAGUACCAAGUGCUUAUUUGUUUGUUUAAUCUCUAUGUUUUGAUGAAUUUAAAUGUAAUUAAUUUUUCCCACUCAUUUUCAAAAUCAUAGCUCUGUCUCUGUUGGUUUGCGUAUCUCCAUCCUACUGAUUUCGCCUCUUUUGGUGGUAUCUUUGGAUUCUCUGGUAGGAUAUGCAUCUUUUUUGUUGAAUUCUUUAUCUAAAUUCCAUCGCUAUGCACAAUAUAUGAACUUCUCCCACCCUCUGAUCAAAGCCAAGUUUAGUCCCAAGGCAUGCGCGUGGGCUUAUGGUAUGAACUUCUUCGACUUGGAUGCUUGGAGGAGGGAGAAGUGCACUGAGGAGUACCAUUACUGGCAGAAUCUGAAUGAAAAUCGAACAUUGUGGAAACGAAGCCAUGGCAUGACAUCGCCAUCACCCAAUUCCGGCCUCUCUGGACCAAGUACGUCGACUAUGAAAACGAGUACGUUCAAGCCUGCAAUUUCGAUUUAUGAAUGAAGGACUAGCUAAGCUAGUUCAACGUUAUCGCUACUUACACGUAGAUUUUGCCCGUCGUAUUUAACCUAGAGACCUUCUCGCUGUUUAAUUUUAAGCAUCUAUUCCUCAGAAAAUUAGUACAGAUAUCAUCUCUCCUGUUGUUAAUAUUUGUUCACUGUUAAGUGCAGUGGCUGAAAGCUGAUUAUAUCUCAAUUAUGAAAUCCUUGCAAAAUCAUUAUUUCUUCCAACCUUGUGCUUGAAAAUAUCACAACUUUUUUUUAAUAAUGUUGCGUUUUGUUUCUCUCAUUUUAUGAAAAAUUGGUACAAGUAACGCUCUGUUAUUCUUUUAAUCAAAUUUUCAAAUACUCAACUCUGCAUUGCAUUUCUCUCCAUCAUACAUGGAUUAUUUACGAUAGAUAGAUAUGUUGAGGGCUGUAACCUUUUCGAGGAUAUGGAAGCUCAACACAUACAUCCCAACUUGUAUACUUACAAUACAUUAUUGGAUGGGCUGUUAAAGCGCGGGAUGGUUGAUGAUGCUCUGCAGUUGCUGUCCGAGAUGGUGGAGAAGGGUGUCUCGCCUAAUGUUGUCACGUGCAGCAUAUUGAUAGAUGAAUAUUACUCGCAGGGCGAGAUGGUUAGAGCCAAAGAGCUCUUCGAUUCAAUGGCAAAGACGGGAAUCAAGCGCGAUACAGUCACCUAUAAUAUCUUGAUUAAGGGAUACUGCAAGGCUGGAAACCUUGAUGAAGCAUGGCGUUUCUUUGAUGAAAUCUCGCAUGUAGGUCUCAAGCACUCCACCGCGUCGUACAACACGAUGAUGCACGGGCUAAUACGCCAUAGUAGAUAGUGUUUUAUUUAAUAAGGUUAUGAAACUUGUACCAAAUGACCUCUUUUCUAGAUAGGUGUUAUAUAUGUUGUGUUGAAACUAAGGGGAAAGUAUGUUUGUUUAAUCUCUAUGAUUUGAUGAUUUUAAAUGCUUCAGUUGUUUCUCAGCUCCA
Molecule: messenger RNA, 3399 nt
Organism: Salvia miltiorrhiza (redroot sage)
Lineage: Eukaryota; Viridiplantae; Streptophyta; Magnoliopsida; Lamiales; Lamiaceae
Product: putative pentatricopeptide repeat-containing protein At1g12700, mitochondrial
Exons: 3
Coding region: 54-1880 (608 amino acids)
Molecular function (GO): protein binding
Source: RefSeq, a predicted model, not a curated record